Echinostoma caproni is the source of this 2055-nucleotide messenger RNA. The record is from the annotation of a GenBank genome assembly. NCBI's taxonomy places the organism in Eukaryota, Metazoa, Platyhelminthes, Trematoda, Plagiorchiida, Echinostomatidae.
AUGCAAACCGAGCUACUAAGUGAUAAAAUCUUGGAUCCCACACAUAUACUUAUUUGCACUCAAACGGUACACUUGAAUUCUGUUGUUACCUUCAAACUCCAGUCCGAAGUGGCCAUGCUGCGUGAACAACAGACGAAACGGGAAGCCGAACUGCGCAGUUCGUAUGACGCGGAGCUUUUUCGUUUACAAAAUGUGAUCACACGAUUUCAGAACACUCGAAACUCGGUGGACCAAACGGCUCAUUCGAUCAGCUCACGUCUCCAGUCCGCAUCGAAUACAAGCCCGCGUUUGAACGCUGCCUCGACACGUCCUGGUCAACCGGACGAAACCAACGAGGCGAGCGAGCAGAUUGCCCGAUUACAAAGCGAAUUGGAACGUCAAGAUCAACUGAUUGCUGGAUAUCAACGUGAAAACGAGCGACUGUAUACAGAAAUCAAACAAUACAACAAAGAGAAUCAACCAACCCGAGAAAUGGUCGAAACAGCGGAACGUUUGGCCAGUGAAAACGCUUCACUUCGAGUGGAACUCGAACGCGUGGAAGAACAGAAUCGACAGCGUGCUAAACGGAUUGAAGAACUGCUUCAAGAUGAUCACUAUAGGAACCAGGCCAAUCGAAUUACCGAACUGGAACAAAUUGUGAGCUGUUUGAAUAUCAAUUUGAGGAACACACAACAAGAACUCGAUGCAGCGCGUUUAGAAAUUCAUAACCGGGAUCAAAAGGUUCGUCAGCUGACAACCGAACACAAACACCUAACUGAAACGCUUGAGUGCGAACGAUACGAGAAUCGAGUGGAACGGGAGAAAUUACAAGAAUCACAUCGUGACACCGUCGAAGAACUUCAACGCAAAUUACAGUGGUAUUUGGAAAACCAGGCCCUUGUUAAUCGAGAUCAGGCCAAACUGCAAGCUCAGCUCAAAGAAAUGACAAAUCUGAAAGAAAAACUCAUUCAAACUCAGUCGCAGUUGUCGGAUAAUAAUAAAUUCAAACAACCGCCGGGCGAACCAAAUCACUACGAAGAUCGAAUUAAGGCACUGAUGGAACAACAAACCCGAAAACAAGGUCCGUCACGAAGGCAUUCUGUGGAAGUUCAAACUACUCCGGUUACGCUUCAUCCACACAGUUCCAUCGAUGACACAUCGUUAGCGGCAACUAUGGUGAAUUAUGAGGAGCCUCAGACAGUCCAUCGGUUACUCGAAAAACUUAGAAGUCAGAUUGGUCAUUUGAAAUACGAGCUGGCCGAUCGGCAGCGUGCGAUUGAUGAGCUUCAACGAAUCUCCUGCUUGAACACUUCGACCGGUCCAGAAGCACAAGGCACUAAAGGAGUUACACGAUACACGGGGACAAAACACGUCACGGGUGCCUCCGUCCGACCGGCUCGGAAGACCACGUCCGCUUUUGUCCGAGUCCCACCGAGACAAAUAAACAUGGUGAUACCACAUGCUCAACCAACAGCUCAAAAACGCGUGUUUACCAGAUCACAAAACAGAACAAACCGUCUGGAGGAUCUAGAGGAAAACCUGACAGAAAUGGCCACUGCUCGACUUGAACUACAAGAUCGGAUUAACGAGCUUGAAAACCAGAUGUCACAAAUGCAUGAACGAGGUCCGACGCCCAGAAAAGUAGUCACUCGGGAAGCAACUACAUCAACAGACGGGAUCCGAACCACAGAUGAGCAAAUAGGUGCACGAAAGGAGGAAAUCAAACGAUUAGAGAGAGAGCUGGAUAAACAAACAUGUGUAAUCGUUGAACUUCAAACGGAACUCGAUAGAAUCCGUCGAGACAGUCACUCUCAGACUGGACUGUGGAAGAGACCUGACUCGAUUGAGACAUCUAACCGGUUCGAUCAUUGGACGCGAACCAAUCGGGACCUAAUGAACGAACUUGCCAGAGAACGGGAACGUUCCGGCGCUCUGGAAAGACAACUGGUCACACUAAAAUCAUUGCAUCAGGUCCGCAUAGCUGACCAGCCCGUGCACCAGGCCCUAUCCAAACUCUUCGAUCAACUUUGCGCAGUCGAACAAGCAUCGCAUGCUGCUCGAAAAACCGUCUGGUAA